GGCUUCUCACAAAAGUUGUCAAGCGACUAUUUUCGUUUUGGAGCAUCAAACGACUGGUUAGAAAUAUUUGUUCGUUUUGAACGUUUCACUAAUUGUUGUUUUAAUAGGUGAGCUCUUUUUACAAGUGAAGACAUGCAUUCAGCCCACCAAGAAGAACAGAAAUGUAUAAAGAUAGAGUUUAUUGAAGAUUACAGUGAGAACAGGAGUGAUCCAGAACCUUUCAGAAUCAAACAUGAAGAUACUGAAGCACAAAGAGACUUGAUGGAAAAAAGUGAAGAACUGAAUGAAGAGGAGGAGAAACAUCAUGUCAAAACUGAAGAACCCCUUUUGAGUUGCUCUCAGAGCAAAAGUGAAUUUCCAGAGAGACAAACAGCCAACAAAAAAAUCACUUACUCUCCGUGUGGAAAACAUUUCCCAUGCAAUCAAACACUUACAAAUCACAUGAGAACUCACAGCGAAGAGAGUCCACACGCAUGUUAUCAGUGCGAGAAGAGUUUUACAUUAGAAGAAAAGCUUAAUGAUCACAUGAGAAAACACUGUGGGAAAGCGCAACACGUUUGCGAUCUGUGUGGGAAGAGUUUCUCAUUUAAAGUAAGUCUUAAGCGUCACAUGAGCAUUCAUAGAGGAGAGAAGCACACCUGCCUUCAAUGUGGGAAGAGUUUCACAUUAAUCGGACAGCUUAAUUAUCACAUGAAAAUACACAGCGAAGAGACGUCAUUCUCAUGUGAGGAGUGUGGGAAGAGUUUCAGAGGUAAAGGAAAUCUUAAACGUCACAUGAAGAUCCACACGGGAGACAAGCCGUACUCGUGUGCUCAAUGUGGGAAGAGCUUCUCAUAUAAAGCAAGCGUCAACCGGCACAUGAGCAUUCACAGCGGAGAGAAGCCGUACGCGUGUGAUCAAUGUGGAGAACGAUUCAGAGUAAAAGAAAACUUGAAUAACCACGUGAAAAUCCACAGCGGAGAGAAGCUGCACUUCUGUGAGCAGUGUGGGAAGAGUUUCAGAAUUAAUGCGCAUCUUAAACGUCACGUAAAGAUUCACACAGGAGACAGGCCGUACUCAUGUGAUCAGUGCGGGAAGAGUUUCUCAUACAAAGUAAGUCUUAAACAUCACACGAGCCUUCAUAAGGAAGAAAAGCCAUAUGUGUGUGAUCAAUGCGGGAGGAGUUUCAGACUUAAAGGAAAUCUUAAACGUCACACGAAGAUCCACAGAGAAGAUCAGAGACUUGCAUUUAAAGUACAUAACAGAGAGAAGCCUUACAAAUGUAAAAAGUGCGGGAAGAGUUUCACAUAUAAAACAAGUUUUAACCACCACAUGAGUGUUUGUAGUGGAGAGAACUUACACACGUGUGAACAAUGUGGAAAAUGUUUCACCGUAAAAUCCACCCUUAUUGAUCACAUGAAAAUCCACAGCGGAGAGAAGCUGCACACGUGUGCUCAAUGUGGGAAGAGCUUCACGCAAAAAGGACACCUUACUUACCACAUGAAGAUCCACUCUGGAGAGAAGCCGCACGCUUGUGAUCGGUGCGGGAAGAGUUUCAGACAUGCCAACCGGCUUAAAUCACAUCUACAUUCUCAUUCUGGAGAAAGACCGUAUAACUGUGAUCAGUGCAGCAAGACAUUUGCUGGACCGGAAAACCUGAAGAUCCACCUGAAAGUUCAUGCUAAAAAGAAGCCUCACGUGUGUUUGUGUGGAAAGAGCUUUUCAAGACUGGGAGCUUUAAAGGUACACCAGAAAAUACACAGAGAAGUGACUUGAGUGCUUUUAAAGAGGUUUAUUAUAGUUAAUGAAUUGAAAUUGUGCAGGAAUUCACACUAAAGAAAGUGUUCAUACACUGACUACAUUUACAUGGACAUCAGUAGUCUAAUUAUUUGCCUUAAUCUGAAGACAAUAAUAUGAUUAAGGUGUUUACAUGAGUUGCUUUCUGAGUGUUCAUGUCAUGAUAUUGUUUUACAUCUUAUAGGCAAAUUACCGGUUUCAGG
Messenger RNA from Danio aesculapii, 1979 nucleotides. Its product is annotated as gastrula zinc finger protein XlCGF26.1. The coding region runs from base 133 to 1755 and encodes 540 amino acids. Lineage: Eukaryota; Metazoa; Chordata; Actinopteri; Cypriniformes; Danionidae. The record is from RefSeq and is a predicted model, not a curated record. The transcript has 2 exons.